Messenger RNA from Lottia gigantea (owl limpet), 564 nucleotides. RefSeq lists its product as hypothetical. Lineage: Eukaryota; Metazoa; Mollusca; Gastropoda; Lottiidae. Gene Ontology annotation, cellular component: nucleus. The transcript is spliced from 4 exons. The record is from RefSeq and is a predicted model, not a curated record. Gene Ontology annotation, biological process: regulation of transcription by RNA polymerase II; cell fate specification; positive regulation of DNA-templated transcription. Gene Ontology annotation, molecular function: DNA-binding transcription factor activity, RNA polymerase II-specific; RNA polymerase II cis-regulatory region sequence-specific DNA binding. The coding region runs from base 1 to 564 and encodes 187 amino acids.
AUGAAAUCCUUGUGGGAUGAAUUUAAUGAAUUGGGAACGGAAAUGAUCGUUACGAAAGCAGGGAGACGAAUGUUUCCAGCAUUUCAAGUACGAGUAACAGGAAUGGAUCCCCAUGCUGAUUACAUGGUCAUGAUGGAUUUUGUGGCAUCAGAUGAUAAACGAUAUCGCUAUUCCUUCCAUAGCUCUAGUUGGGUGGUGGCUGGGAAAGCAGAUACUCAGAUGCCGGGAAGAAUCCACAUGCAUCCAGAUUCUCCUGCUAAAGGAUCACAGUGGAUGAAGCAGAUUAUAUCAUUCGAUAAAUUAAAAUUAACUAAUAAUUUAUUGGACGACAAUGGACAUAUUAUUUUGAAUUCCAUGCACUCGUAUCAGCCUCGUUUCCAUGUUGUAUAUAAUCCUCCAAAAUCAGAAGACGUGUCAGAGAUGGAAGUCUUUAAGCAUUUUAUUUUUCCUGAAACCAAAUUUACUGCAGUCACAGCUUAUCAAAAUCAUAGGAUAACACAGUUAAAGAUAGCCAGUAAUCCAUUUGCUAAAGGUUUCAGAGAUUGUGAUCCCAAUGAUUGGUAA